Mesorhabditis spiculigera is the source of this 759-nucleotide messenger RNA. The record is from the annotation of a GenBank genome assembly. NCBI's taxonomy places the organism in Eukaryota, Metazoa, Nematoda, Chromadorea, Rhabditida, Rhabditidae.
AUGAACAGGGAGCCCAGAUACGUGACCGAGUACCGUGGAUGGAGUGAAGUAGAGUACGUCGUGCGCGGUACCUACAUCCAACAGCUGUUGCCCACCCUCGAGCCCACCCUGGCCACAUUGAUUCUGCAAUGGGAACGUGGCCAGCGGCAAAUCGACCACAUCGUCCUCCACUCGCACUCGGUCAGCGGCGACAAUAUGGUCGACUGGGACAAACUAACGACAAAGGUGGCCGAGCUGGCUGGGAAUCUAGCGCGGGGCAAGGCCGACGCCGUCGUGCUGGGCGACGACCCCAAGUCAUGGCUAAUCCGUCGUCGCCGCUGGAGCAAUGAGGGCCUGCUGAUCGCCGUGCGCCCAAAGCUGAUCGUACUGGCCACCUGUGACUACAGGUUCCGCAGGACUUCGACUACGAGUGACUGGGACGCCUACCACGACGCCGUCGUCCUCGCUGACGGCCCUCUGCGCCCGCGACGCUUCGAGACGUACUACGAUAACGGAAAUAACUUGCGGGUGGCCACGAUCGGCGAGAUGGAGCGCCUCUCUCACAAGCGCGUCUUCGAAGCCGGCGUCAAGCAGUUCAUCGAUGAAUCCCCCUUUUGCUCGAUCCCAAAGCGCGAGCUCGCUAUUCACCACUUCUUGGCCACUCCGGGCGCGCUGGCCACCCGAUUUUUGAUGGCCCCCGAAUUUGGCCUCGACUGGGCGCACAAUGCGGUGGACGACGUCGUCAAGUACUACGCCCAGAACCAAUACGAGAAGAAGCAC